CUCCGCUCCCGAACUGUAGCGGCCUCCCGCCGGACUCCAGGAGCAGCCGCCACCUGGCAGGCAGCCCGCUGACCAUGGGGCUGUCUGAAGCUUCGGGGUGAGUGUAGGGCACGGUUCCGGUUCCCCGCGUCCGUGUCCGGGAGCUGCCGCGUGGCCCCGGUGUAGACGCCGGCUUAGGUUAGCUCGGAAGGGGGUGCCGCUAAGUCCGAAGCAGGCAUCCUCCCCCUGCGACGCCCUGGUUUGCCGCUUUGCGGAUCUUCUGCAGGCGGCUGCCCCCUGAAGCGAGGGAUGGGGGCGGGAGCCGGCGCGAUCCCCGCCCCUGAGGGCUGUGCGGGAAGCCACUCGAACGCCGCCCGCGGGCUAGCCUCGGGCCGCGGGAGGCGGCGGAGUGUGGAGGAGCCCCCGCCCAGCAGGUGAGCCGCUGGGCGCGUUGGAGCCGGGCGGUCGCCAAAAAGAAUCCAUAGCGGUGGCCUGAGCCCACCCAGCUGUACCACUGACUUGGAAUGAGGGGUCCGGCUGGAGGGCCGUGGUGCCCUCCCAGUGGGAGGGGCCAAGGAUCUAGGCCCCGCCCUUCAAGCACGUGUCCUGGGGAGUGGGGGAGCCCUUUAAGAAGACCUGAGUGACUCACGGAGGAGGGGCAAGGGGGCUCAAAGAUCUCUGUGAGACGGCGGUGCCAAGAGUCUCUGAGGAUCUGCCUUGCACCUACUCCAUUCCUUUCUCCAACCAGGACAUCCAGACAGAGGGACACACAGGCACUGUUGCCUGUGACACAGGCCAUGGAGCUGAGGAAGCGAGACUACCAUGUGGAGCGGCCACUGAUGAACCAGGAACAGCUGGAGGAGCUGGGGUGCUGGACCUCAGCAACCAGGACCUACCAGUGGCGAACCUGGUUUCAUACCUACCGUUGUGUCCCCAGGUGCUCCCGUGCUCGGGCCCAAGCCCUUCUGUUCCAGCACCUCCCAGUUUUGGCCUGGCUCCCCCGGUAUUCCUUGCGUGACUGGCUCCUGGGCGACUUGUUGGCUGGCCUGAGUGUGGCCAUUAUGCAGCUACCACAGGGCCUAGCCUACGCCCUCCUGGCUGGACUGCCCCCCGUGUUUGGCCUCUACAGCUCUUUCUAUCCUGUAUUUAUCUACUUCCUUUUCGGCACUUCCCGGCACAUCUCUGUGGGCACCUUUGCUGUCAUGUCUGUGAUGGUGGGCAGUGUGACAGAAUCCCUGGCCCCAGAUGAGAACUUCCUGCAAGGUGCGAACUCCACCGUCGAUGAGGUGGCCAGAGAUGGUGUCCGGGUGCAGCUGGCCUCCACACUCAGCGUCCUGGUCGGCCUUUUCCAGGUGGGGCUGGGCCUGGUCCGCUUCGGCUUUGUGGUCACCUACCUGUCCGAGCCCCUGGUCCGCGGCUACACCACGGCGGCGUCUGUGCAGGUCUUCAUCUCACAGCUCAAGUAUGUGUUUGGCCUCCAACUGAGCAGCCACUCUGGGCCGCUGUCCCUCAUCUAUACGGUGCUGGAGGUCUGCUGGAAGCUGCCCCAGAGUGUGGUUGGCACGGUGGUCACCGCAUUGGUGGCAGGCGUCGCGCUCGUGCUGGUGAAACUGCUCAACGACAAGCUGCGCCGAUAUCUGCCCAUGCCGAUCCCUGGGGAACUGCUAACGCUCAUCGGGGCCACAGGCAUCUCCUACGGCGUGGGCCUGAAGCCCAGGUUUGGGGUGGAUGUCGUGGGCAACAUCCCUGCAGGGCUGGUGCCCCCAGCGGCCCCCAGCCCCCAGCUGUUCGCCAGCCUGCUGGGAUAUGCCUUCACCAUUGCUGUGGUUGGUUUUGCCAUUGCCAUCUCACUGGGGAAGAUCUUCGCCCUGAGGCACGGCUACCGGGUGGACAGCAACCAGGAGCUGGUGGCUCUCGGCCUCAGUAACCUCAUUGGGGGCGUCUUCCAGUGCUUCCCCGUGAGCUGCUCCAUGUCCCGCAGCCUGGUACAGGAGAGCGCCGGGGGCAACACGCAGGUGGCUGGAGCCGUCUCCUCCCUCUUCAUCCUCAUUAUCAUCGUCAGACUCGGGGAGCUCUUCAGGGACCUGCCCAAGGCAGUCCUGGCAGCUGCCAUUAUCGUGAACUUGAAGGGCAUGUUGAUGCAGUUCACCGACAUACGUUCCCUCUGGAAGUCGAAUCGAAUGGAUCUGCUCAUCUGGCUGGUGACCUUUGUGGCCACUAUCCUGCUGAACCUGGACAUCGGCCUGGCGGUUGCCGUGGUCUUCUCUCUACUGGUCGUGAUAGUCCGCACUCAGCUGCCCCGCUACUCUGUCUUGGGGCAGGUGCCAGACACGGAUAUUUACCAAGAUGUGGCUGAGUACUCAGAGGCCAGGGAGGUCCCAGGCGUGAAGGUCUUCCGCUCCUCAGCCACCAUGUACUUUGCUAAUGCUGAGCUCUACAGCGACGCACUGAAGCAGAGGUGUGGUGUGGACGUUGACCGCCUCAUCUCCCAGAAGAAGAAGCGGCUCAGGAGGCAGGAGCAAAAGCUAAAGCGGCUGCAGAAGAGUCUCCAGAAACAGACUGCUGCCUCUGAGGGCGCCUCUGUUUCUAUCCAUGUCAACACCAGCGUCAGAGACAUGGAAAGCAACAACAUGGAGGACUCCAAGGCCAAGGCGAGCAUAGGGAAGGAGCUAGAGGAUACAGCAGCCAGCGGUCAAGAAGAUGUUAAGGCCCCAAAUGGAUCCACACUGAAGGCCCUGGGCCUGCCUCAGCCACACUUCCACAGCCUCGUCCUGGACCUGGGCGCCCUCUCCUUCGUGGACACUGUGUGCAUCAAGAACCUGAAGAAUAUUUUCCGCGACUUCCGAGAGAUCGAGGUGGAAGUGUACAUGGCCGCCUGCCACACUCCUGUGGUCGCCCAGCUUGAGGCCGGGAACUUCUUCGAUGCAUCGAUCUCUAAGCAGCAUCUGUUUGCCUCUGUCCACGAUGCUGUCCUCUUUGCCCUCCAACACCCGCGGUCCGGCCCUGCCAGCCCUGUUUCGAUGACCAAACUCUGACCAUGCCGCUGCCCUGCCUGAGACUGCUCACCCCCAGAGGCUGUGGCCAGGCACUUGUGAAAACCUCCCCGCUCCGGGCUGCCUCCAGACGUCACCCAGGAGUGCCCUCCGUACAUACACACACACGACUCAGGGAUGGAGGUCCUGGGACUCCCAAGUUCAGUGCUAUAGGCCUGGGCCUGGGAUAGGGCGCUGGAGUCAGACCAGCACCGGCUGGGUCGGGGGAAGAUACAGAUUUUUGGCCCCAGAAAUAAAGACCUGUUUGCCUACCACCAGGCCCUGCUGUGCCUUGGUGCUGGCUUGCUGGAGUGGGCAGUGAUCCACA
This is a messenger RNA of Ailuropoda melanoleuca (giant panda), 3339 nucleotides long. RefSeq names its product solute carrier family 26 member 6 (gene SLC26A6). The transcript has 21 exons. The record is from RefSeq and is a predicted model, not a curated record. Lineage: Eukaryota; Metazoa; Chordata; Mammalia; Carnivora; Ursidae. Gene Ontology annotation, cellular component: membrane. Gene Ontology annotation, biological process: sulfate transmembrane transport. Bases 777 to 3014 code for a protein of 745 amino acids. Gene Ontology annotation, molecular function: secondary active sulfate transmembrane transporter activity.